AUGCCUCAUACAAACAAGGAAAUUGAGGAACUGAUUGAAAAAGCGCUGGAAAAACUACAUACCCAAUCUCGGCCAAAUAUCUCAAAAGUUGCGCGUGAACUUGAUGUGCCUUAUCAACGGCUCCGUAGCCCCUAUCGGGGCAAAAAAUCACUAUUUGAACGUGAACCUAAUGGUCGGAAGCUUGAUCCUGCCCAAGAGAAAGCUUUAUGUGGCUGGAUAGACUAUAAUGAUAGUCUAGGAUUACCAGUUAAGCGCACACAAAUUGUGGCAGCUGCAACUUCAAUUUUGAAACUCGCAAACCCAUCCUCACCACCACUGAGUGAAAAAUGGCUCAAACGCUUCCUACAACGACAUCCUAAAUACAAUAUCCGACGUCGAAAAAGCCUUGAUAUUGAACUGCCAGAAUCCCCCUCAACCAAUUCAUCCAAUUCAACAAAUAUCAGCACACCCAAAACAAUUCAACGAUUUCAGAGGCUUGAGAGCAGGCUUUUGACGUUAAAAAAGGAUAUUUCUCAUUAUGAAAAUAUUGUCAAAAAGCUCUCCAAGGGGGCACAAUCAUGUGCAUAUCAGCUAGAGGAGACACACCGAGAGAUUGAGACAUCAAAAGCUGCAACUGCUGCACGCAAUGCACGUUAUGGUGUAUCAAGAACAGGUUUUCGAUCAAGAGGCAUUAUUUCUUCAGCGAAUGUGGCGAAAAUGAAGCGGGAUAAACAAAAGCUGACUGAUUUGGAGGCAAUUGAUAAACUGCGGCCCCAGUGGAAGAAGGUUAUGAUUGAACUAAAACGGCACUGUAGGCAGUCAGGACGCCGUUUGAAGCGCUGA
Penicillium argentinense is the source of this 822-nucleotide messenger RNA. RefSeq lists its product as uncharacterized. The record is from RefSeq and is a predicted model, not a curated record. The transcript is spliced from 2 exons. The coding region runs from base 1 to 822 and encodes 273 amino acids. Lineage: Eukaryota; Fungi; Ascomycota; Eurotiomycetes; Eurotiales; Aspergillaceae.